This is a messenger RNA of Rotaria sp. Silwood1, 633 nucleotides long. The record is from the annotation of a GenBank genome assembly. NCBI's taxonomy places the organism in Eukaryota, Metazoa, Rotifera, Eurotatoria, Philodinida, Philodinidae.
AUGACCACAACUGCUCCAUCAUCAUUAGAUGAAAAUCAACCACCAUCAUCAAACAUUUCAUUUAUUCAAUCACAAAAAGGAAAACCAUUGCUUAUAUCAGAUAAAUACAUUUUCAAAUUGAACAAAACAACAACCACUGCAAAAUACUGGACAUGUACAUUUAAUGGUUGUUCAGCAAAAAUCCAUACAAAUAUCAAUGAUCAAUUUCUUAAAAUAAUUCGUGAACAUUGUCAUCCUCAAGAACCCGAAAAUAUUGAUGUACGUGAUUUUCGUGAAAAAGUCAAGGAACGAGUCAAACAUGAGACAACACCAAUUCUCCGUAUAUAUGAUGAAGAAUGUGAAAAAGCAAUGUUAUCAACUGCAGCAAUAGCAGCAUUACCAAGUGAACGUGAAAUAAACAGUGCUUUCAAUGAAGCUCGUCAUGCAAUUACACCAACAAUUCCAACAACACAAUUCUUUGAUAUACCUGAUCCAUAUUCGAAAAAAUUGAGAAACAAUAAUUUUUUAAUUCUUGAAAAGAUGAUUACUCGACGACAACGAAUUAUUCUAUUUGGAACAUCAGAACAAUUGAAAAUGCUUUUUACAGCUGAAACGAUACUUAUUUAUAUGACCUAUCUUAAAAUGUUAAUAUGA